Molecule: messenger RNA, 1959 nt
Organism: Acytostelium subglobosum LB1
Lineage: Eukaryota; Evosea; Eumycetozoa; Acytosteliales; Acytosteliaceae
Exons: 1
Coding region: 1-1959 (652 amino acids)
Biological process (GO): chromatin remodeling
Cellular component (GO): nucleus
Molecular function (GO): histone demethylase activity; DNA binding
Source: RefSeq, a predicted model, not a curated record
AUGGCAACGAGGAAGAAGACAUUGGCAGCUGCGGUAGCGGCGGCUGCAGCAGCAUCACCUUCAAACACACCAAUCGCAUUGUCAAAGAGGAAGAAGAGGGCGACGCCAUCGACACCGGUGUUGGCCAAGGAUGAGAGCACAAGCAUGGACAUUGACACUGACGAAUCUGUGGUGAUUGAGCGAUCAGCACGUGGUGGAAAGAUGAUGUCCACUCAUUCAAUGUCCAAUGACACUCGUCUUCGUCGACUCUCAUCAAAGAAGAAGUCUCCAAACACUGGAUCAUCAUCUUCCCCAUCAUCAGCAUCCAAGAAGUCACCAUCAAAGAACAACAAGAAGGUCACGUCAUCGUCGACCGGCACUUCAUUGCUAUCAGAGUUCAAGGCGGCAAAGUCAUGGGACAGCGAGAAGGUGCGCAAUUGGGACAUACAGGAGGCACCGGUGUUCUAUCCAACUGUCGAGGAGUUUAGACACCCACUGGCAUACAUCGAGAAGAUCCGCCCAAUCGGCGAGAAGUACGGCAUCUGCAAGGUCGUCCCACCGUACAAGGCCCAGCCUAUCAUGACACAGAUCGAUCCCAAGACCUUCAAGUUCAAGACCAAGCUGCAGAACAUCCAUCAGCUCAAGACUCGUUGGUCCGGCCCCAGCGAAGUGUUUGUGGCCGAGUUGUGCUCCUUCCUGGAGGAGCGCGGCGAGUCGAUGCUCUCGUUCCCCCAGUACGACGGCCACGACCUUGACCUGUACCGUCUUUUUGUCGAGGUGAACAAGCGUGGCGGCUACUGGGACGUCACGCGAUCCAACGGUUGGCAGGAGAUACUCGUCCUGCUCAAGGUGUCGGACAAGUGCUACAAGCCCAUCCAGAUGCUCAAGCAGCACUACAACAAGUACCUCUAUGCGUACGAGCUGGCGCGCAAGGCGCAGUAUGACGAGCUGCUCAAGCAGCAUCCCAACAAACAGCAUCCAAGCAUGAUUGAGCAGGUGAUAUCAGAGUGCAUCCAGUAUGAUGAGAGCAAUGACGAUGAUGCAGACGACAUGGAAGACGACCAGGAGGACUUUGGCUUCUACGAGGGCAACACAUACUCGCUGGAGCACUUUGAGCAGCUGGCCUCCAACUUCUCGAUGCGUUGGUUCCCCAACGGCAACAACGACCCCGACUCGGUCGAGAGCGAGUUCUGGCGAAUCGUCGAGAACGGCGAUGAGAAUGUGCAGGUUCACUAUGGCAGCGAUCUUGACGUGCGCACUCACGGCAGCGGCUUCGAGCGCGUCAAGGACUUUGACCCCAACAACGAGGAGACACACCCCAAGGAGCAUUGGAACCUCAACACGUUGCCCAAGAUGAAGCGGUCCGUGUUCUCUCAUCUGACCGACCCAGUGUCGGGUGUCACUGACCCAAUGAUGUACGUUGGUAUGCUCUUCUCCUCGUUCUGUUGGCACAAUGAGGACAACUACCUCUACUCGAUCAACUACAUGCACACAGGCACAUACAAGACCUGGUAUGGCGUGGCUGGCGAUCAGUCCGAGGUGUUUGAGCGUGCCAUGCAAGAGUCCCUGCCUAAACUCUUUAGCAAGACGCCCAACCUCCUGUCCAUGCUUAUCACAAUGAUGUCGCCCGCUGCACUCAAAGAGUCCAAGGUGCCCGUGUGCAGGACGCUACAGAGCCCUGGCGACUUUAUCAUCACAUUCCCCCAGGCAUACCAUGCAGGCUUCUCGCAUGGCUUCACGGUGGCCGAGGCCGUGAACUUUGCCCCAGCCGACUGGCUGCCGUAUGGCGUCAAGUCCACCGAACACUACCAGGCGGUGCACAGGACAAACGUCUUUUGUCUUGAGCAGCUGAUGAUGGCGCUGUCCAAGCGCGCACCAUCGCCAGAGCUCAUCAAGUGGCUGCUGCCCUGUCUCGAGAAGAUAUACGCGAACGAGAAGACUGCCCGAGCGGCCCUGAUCGCCAAGGGCUGCGUGAACUGA